Messenger RNA from Nipponia nippon (crested ibis), 954 nucleotides. It is a transcript of the gene ADORA3, whose product is annotated as adenosine A3 receptor. NCBI's taxonomy places the organism in Eukaryota, Metazoa, Chordata, Aves, Pelecaniformes, Threskiornithidae. Gene Ontology annotation, molecular function: G protein-coupled adenosine receptor activity. Gene Ontology annotation, biological process: G protein-coupled adenosine receptor signaling pathway. Gene Ontology annotation, cellular component: synapse; dendrite; plasma membrane. The record is from RefSeq and is a predicted model, not a curated record.
AUGCCAAAUGACAGCCAGGUGCUGAGCAGCCUGGAUGGGAUUUACAUCGGUACCGAGUGCUUGGUUGCUUUGUUUGCCACGUUGGGUAACAUCCUGGUCAUCUGGGUGGUGAAGCUGAACUUGACACUUCAGAACACGACUCUGUACUUCAUCGUUUCCCUGGCACUGGCUGAUAUCGCAGUGGGGAUCCUCGUCAUGCCCCUGGCCAUCGUGGUGAGUCUGGGCAUCAGCGUCCGCUUCUACACCUGCCUGUUUAUGUGCUGCCUGAUGGUGGUUUUCACUAACGCGUCCAUCCUCUCCCUCUUGGCCAUCGCGAUCGACAGAUACCUGCGAGUGAAGCUGCCAACCAGAUACAAAUUAAUCAUUACAGAGAGAAGAGUUUGGUGGGCACUGGGUUUCUGCUGGUCUGUGUCCCUGCUGGUAGGAUUAGUCCCCAUGUUUGGAUGGAACAACAGAGAACCAAGAAACUCCGACUUUCUCAGGUGCCAGUUUGCCUCUGUGAUGAGGAUGGAUUACAUGGUAUAUUUUGGCUUCUUCACAUGGACCCUUGUCCCUCUGCUCAUCAUGUGUGCUCUGUACAUUGAAAUCUUUUACAUCAUCCGGACAAAGCUAAGACAAGGUACCACCAACGCGAGAGGGGCAGGAGGUUUUUAUGGACAGGAGUUCAAGACAGCCAAAUCUCUAGCACUUGUUCUCUUCCUGUUUGCAAUAUCCUGGUUGCCUCUGUGCAUUAUAAACUGCGUUUCCUAUUUUUACCCUAAGUGUCAGAUCCCACCGCAUUUGCUGUACUUAGGAAUCCUGUUAUCCCAUGCCAAUUCUGCCAUGAACCCCAUUGUCUAUGCUUGCAAGAUAAAGAAGUUCAAAAACACAUACCUUUUAAUUUUAAGGACCUAUAUCCUGUGCAAAAAACCAGACCCAGUUCUUACAGAGCAAACAACAGACCAACAGUCAUAA